This is a messenger RNA of Cebus imitator (Panamanian white-faced capuchin), 3026 nucleotides long. RefSeq lists its product as uncharacterized. The coding region runs from base 1039 to 1536 and encodes 165 amino acids. Lineage: Eukaryota; Metazoa; Chordata; Mammalia; Primates; Cebidae. The transcript has a single exon. The record is from RefSeq and is a predicted model, not a curated record.
ACACACGUCUCCUAACCCCAAUUAUUAUAAACUCUCUUGGCCACUGCAUAGACAAGGCCAGGCACCUCUCUUUCUGACUCAACAGCAGAGGUUGCUUCAAGUCUGUCCCUGACACAGGCCAAGUGUCUUCCUGGGUUAAGACUGGAUUAGGGGCCCUGCUCCGUCAGUGGUCAUGGUGAUCGCCUAGGGAAAUAGAUCUAUUCCUCUGGGAUCUGAGAUUGAGUCCCAGGCAGGUUUUUGGGGAGUAGGAUGGUGAGAUGUGCUAGAAGGCACGGGCCACUUUCUAACCUUCCUCUCAACUCUGUGCUGCUGGGUGGCAGCUUUAAAGUCAGUGUCUUCUCCAUCUCUGGCCACCUUCCCAAGACUCCUGAUCAUUAGAGGGACUCUGUUGUCCCAAGUGGACAUAAUUAUAAAUAGCUCCCUUCUUUUACUGAAAGUGUCCUACCGUGGGCAAUAUAAAUAAUUUAGUCCCCUCCUCCAGUGAAAAUUACGCUACACCCUUGCAAAAGCUCAGAGGGCUCCAGGAGUAGCUCCAAGUCCCCUCUCUCAGUUCCUUGGCAUUUUUUUUUUUUUUUUUUUUCAAGUUUGUCCUCUACUAGAUUGCAUCUCGUUCACCGGGAUAUCUUAGAUCAUGGCUGGCGUUUGAAGCCUCUGAGUUCGACGCCCUUUCCUCCUGUGUUCCUGUCCAAGACAGCGGACUGCAAUCUCCCAAGGAAGUUAAGAAUAAUUCGGGGAGCGGGACGGGGUCGGGGGUGGGGCGCGGAAAACUGUAGCCUUCACCUGGUUAACAAAGAGGGCCCAGGAUGCCCAGCACCCUGGAUGGGAGCCAAGAGCACUCCCUGGAGGUGUGGGUGCAAGGUUUUGUCUAGCUUGGGCUCCAAGGCCCUCCGGGCAGUGCCCUGGGAAGGGAAGAAUUCGUGAUUAAAUUUGACCUGAGUCAAAACAUGCCUUCAGCUCCUCUUCUGCUGAAAAUAUUAGAAAUCCAAGCCCAGGUUGUGGGGGUCGGGGGCAGGCGGUGUCACCAACUAGAAGCAAGCAAUGGAUUUCCUUUUAAAUGGAGAGAAGGAUGUCGGAGAGAUAACUACGAAAAAAUUCUCGAAACUCCAGGCAGCAAUACCGAUGCAAGCACAUUCUUCCAAAACAGAGAGCAGCUCCUCGUUCUGGGCCACCUCUGAGCCUGGGGUCCGAAGCUCAGAGCCUGCCUGGCUUUCUGGGGAAAAGCACAAGGAGGAUGAACGAGCUACGAAGAGCUGGGGCCGGCGCCGCCGGAGUAGCUUUGCGGGAACGGCCCAGGAGUCGCCGCCGGUAACCCCGGCCCAGCCGCCGGCAGCGGGGCGCGCAGUCCGGACCUGGAGUGCAGCGCCCAGGGCCCCGGGCCGCGGAAGGAUAUUUCACUUUGUUUACCUCCCCGGCCGAGUCACGGAGCUGCGAGGCCGGUGCUGGCGCCCCCGGCCCGGAGCUGCAAUGGCAGCGGCGCGGGGAGCCGCCCGAGGACUGGCAGCGGCGGGGCUGAUUGAUGGGCGGCCGGCGCAAUGAGGGGGGCCCGGGCGGGGGCGGGGCGGGGCCGGCUCUGGGCCGAGCCAGUCGCGGGGGCGGCGGGGGGGCGGCGGGGGGGCGGAGGCUCCGUGGAAAUGUGUCGGUGACAUUGAAUGGGGAGACCAAGCGCGAGCGAGGCGCGCGCGCGCACACGCGCACACACGGCCCCGCUCGCUCCGAGAUCCCCGGCCACGUAAGUAACUAUUAAUACCGCCUCGCCGGGGGAUGCGGGCGUGCUGAGCGCGGGGAUUGGCCUCAGGCACCGUCGGCCGUCCCCUUUAAUUUUUAAAUACACGGUCCUCGCUUUUCUCUGGGGGGACAAGCAAGAAAUCAAAGAAGGAGGAGACGAGCCGUCAAUUUUCUCCAAAACAAACCCCGCCGGUCAAAUUUGGGCUCGGGGUAGAAAAAGACGGAGUGGUUGCGAAUUCUUCCAGACGAAAUCCAGUUCUCCAGCGGAGAGGAGCAGCGGAUUGCCGCGCGUUGGAAGCGUCGGGGACGCAGCCCCUCUUGCAGCUCCCGCAGGACCCCGCGAGCUCGUGCUGGCGACAGCGGAGACCGCCGAUCUGUCCUCGUUCUCGCCUGCACGUCUGGCUGCGCUUGGAGGAAGACCCCGGGCGCGAGCGAGCGGCCGCGGCAGGAGCCGGUGCUGACCUCCGCGCGGCGGGCCGAGCCCAGGGCUUUGUCGCGGUCGCUACCUGCGCGCAGCCCGCGCCGCAACUCUUCGCCCAGCAUUUGGCAUCUUUUGUUGGCAGCGCUGACCGCUCCAAGUUAAAUGCUCCCUCGCUAUUUUUCUUUUUUUUGUUUGUUUGUUUAAUUUUUGGAGAGCUUGGAAUCUUGGAAAAGCCUCAGACGCCAUCUACAGUUAAAACGUAGGUAACUGCCCUCUCCCGCACCCCCCCUUCCACGCCCCCCACCCUUUCCACCAAAAAAGGGGGUGCAGCGCGGAUUCUGGCUGCCGUGCGUCGCCAGCCGGCAGACCCGUGCUUGUUUCCUUUCUCUUUUUGUUUGGUUUCCAACGCGUUGGGACCGAGCCGCCGCCGUGCGCGCCCCGAAGACUGCACAAACUCCCGCGGGCUCCUCCGCCCCGUCUGCUAUUCGGAAGCCGGCCUGGGGGUAGCGUCAGGAGCCCGAGCGCUGCAGCUCCGCACCUUCGCAGCCCGGUUACUCAUCCAGACCCACGCUGGGGACACACACACAGAGAAACUAAAAGUGCGGCGAUUCUGCACCUCCCCGGCUGCUUUGGGGUAACAAAAGGACCCGAGUUGCCUGCCGACCCUGGACCCCCGGGAGCCAGGCUCGGAGCAGACGAGGUGUCCCGCGGCGGCGCCCAGUUGGGUGCUUUUAACUCUUCUCCGCGCAGCCCCUCUUCUACCCCCUCCCCUCUCGAUCCUUUUUAAAACCAGUGGCACCGAGGCGCCUGCAGCCGCACUCGCCGGGACUCAUCUCUCCAGCGGGUUUUUUUUGUUUGUUUGUCGUGUGCGGUCCUCACA